Messenger RNA from Pseudomyrmex gracilis, 2997 nucleotides. RefSeq names its product aminopeptidase N-like. The transcript is spliced from 13 exons. The coding region runs from base 77 to 2890 and encodes 937 amino acids. Gene Ontology annotation, biological process: proteolysis; peptide catabolic process. Gene Ontology annotation, cellular component: cytoplasm. Gene Ontology annotation, molecular function: metalloaminopeptidase activity; zinc ion binding; peptide binding. NCBI's taxonomy places the organism in Eukaryota, Metazoa, Arthropoda, Insecta, Hymenoptera, Formicidae. The record is from RefSeq and is a predicted model, not a curated record.
GUUUUUCAACUUAUAUGGCGAUAACACGUAUAAAGUGGCGUUUAUAAUUGUAAGAGAUAGAAAUAUUAUCUUAAAUAUGAUUCACAGUACACAGAUGCUUACGUUCUAUGGAACUAUGUGUUUAAUAUUUCUAACCGGAAUUGCUACUUCAACUGAUGAAAAUUUAUCUCAAGAACCGCAGUGUAUACAACCGAUAGAAUAUUUUUUAAAUAUUUCUGAGGAAGUACAAACUAAUUCACUCAACGUCAAUUCUCGUAUCAAACUCAAUAUUUCAUGUACAGAACAAACAAUACGACUGUAUGUCAAAGAAUAUUGUCAUGUUACAUACGAUUUUAACAUCACUACUAACAUUCCUCGGCAUAAUUAUUCGCAUUGGUUAUACGAGCCAUUUUCUACGAAAGAAGGAUUCAUUGACAUCGUUCUCAAGGACCAAUAUGUAGACGAUUUUAAAAUAAAACAACGAAAAAGAGAUAUACGACCUGGAAUAUAUUGGAUAACUGCGAGAUAUAAUUGCAUUUUAGAGAAAGUUGCAACGAUCUUCUUAUAUGUAAAUCAAAUCAAUAAAGUAAAAUAUUUGAUUUUGCCACGUACUCCUGCUGAAUGGAUAUUUCCAUAUUGGAAAAAUCCCGCAACCGAAGCCAAAUUUACUCUUCAAAUAAAACAUGAUUACGCUCAAACAGUUCUAUCACAUAUGCGUGGUGAUCAAAUAGCGCAAAAUGAUCAACUUUAUACUUUAUUCCAUACUACACCUAAAUUAUCCACUCAUUUGGUAGCAANAGCAGUCGUACCAUCCGAAUGUAUCAAUAAAGUUUGGUUAGAUACACAUCUUAUUACUUACGGCAGAUUGCAAGUGAAAAACGACAUUUUAUUCGCAGUGUUUCUUAUAAAUAAUGUUAUUAACCACAAUAUAAAAAAUAACACGUCAUCCUCAUACGUGCAGUAUGUAGUACUUCCAAUAAACUCCAACAAUUACGAAACUAUGGUAACUACUGGACUUGUACUGUUCAGAGACGCUAAUAUUGCAUACAAUNGAGAAGUAGAUUCAAUUAUAAAACAAAUGAAAGUAACAUGUUUGGUUGUACGCAGUGUGCUACAAGAAAUAUUCAGUGAAUGGUUAGUUACAUUGAAACAAUCUGAUCCUUGGUUCCUUGAAGGUUUUUUGACAGUUUACGGAGUUUAUUUAGUCGAUCAAAUUUACAAUGAAACUUUACUGAAGUCGAUUGCGAUCCAGACACGACGAGUAGUUUUUGAAUAUACACAAGCAUAUAUUGAAUCUAGUGUGCCUAUACAAGAAAAUCUAUUUUUUCAAAACGUAACACUUAGUGCCAUGUGGAAAGAAAAAUCAUUUAGUAUAUUCUCUAUGAUCAAUAAUUUCUUUUAUAAGAAAAAUGUUCUAUACAACUCUAUUUUUGAGGAAGCGAUAAAAUUGUAUUCUAUCACUAAGAAUACAUCACGUGAUACAUUUAAUGAACAGUCCAUUCUUGAUAUUCUAUGGGAAAAUGUACGUGUUGUGCCGGCCAUACAUAAAAAUAUUCGUUUAGAGACUAUAAAUAUAAAAAAUGUGAUAACGUCNUGGAUAACACAACAUGGUUAUCCUGUAGUACAAGUAACACGAAACAAUGACGCACAGUCUCUCACAAUAAAAGUUAUAGAUUGUAUCGCAGUGAAUCAAAAAGAAUUGUGUGAACACAAGUGGUGGAUACCUAUAAUUUAUGUAACAAUAUCAAAAAAUAAGUCUAUUACACACCAUUACUCGUACCUNGACCAAGAAAGAAAAGAUAUCGUUGUUUCGAAUAUUGAGGAAGAUGAUUUUAUCGUGAUCACAGAGCAAAAUGGAUAUCGCGUUAACUAUGAUUAUAAAUUUUGGGAAAAGUUUGGUUUCCUUCUGAAAAAUGGAAAGCCACAAAAUUGGGAUAUAUAUGAAGUAUCUGACGUCACGUUAGCCCAAAUUCUCGACGAUGCCUUUUAUUUUUUAAUGCAAAAUACAAAGUACAACGAACAUCCUGUUGUAGGAAUGAGUAAUAUAGACAUGUUUUUCAAUCUUGCUAGCAAUAUACUUUACGUGGAAAAUGCGUACAUAACAUGGUAUCCAAUAUUUAAUGCUCUUCAAUACAUAUCAAAGAUUUUUCCGUUCCCAGAAAGCGGAAAAAUCAAGAAUAAAGCGAUAGAAAUAUUCAACAAAUUUCUUGAAGAUACAUCACAUAAAAAUGUUUCCGAGAAUAGCAUUGAUACUCAAUUAUAUCACGAAGCUUUAAAAUGGACAUGUAUUCUUGGUAGUUCAAAGUGCAAUAAACACCUUACUGAUAUAUUAGAGUGGCAUUUACAAAAUCCUGCACAAAACAAAUUGUUGUUAAGUUGGCAGAAAUGGAUAUAUUGCCAAGGUGUGACAUUAGGAAUUAUAAAUGAUUACAUGUUGUUGCAUACAAUACGAAACAUUUAUUUGUCACAAGAAAAGCACAACCAAUUUUUUCAGCUUUUAUUUUGUCGUGGACACAAUUUUAAAUUAGAAGUGCGUUAUGCACAAGAACAUCAUUUAGGAGAAGAAAGGGAUUUUGUUAACCUUCUUUUUGAUAUUGUUGCAAGGCAUGUAAAAAAGUUUUCUUCACUGGAUAUUAUAAUAAGUCAAAUACAAAAUAAAUUCCUAAGACCGGUUGGCCUACUUGCAGUUGUGAAUUUUAGUAUUAACCACAUAUAUUCAGAUGAAGAUUCUGAAACGAUUACGAAGACUGUACUAGUGAUGGUUACAAAUUUUAUCAACAGAUAUAAUCUAGAAACGCCAAUAUUAGUUAUACACGAAAUCAUUAUGAAGAAAGUUGAGAAUCGUCGUACGUUUAUAAAUGAUAUGAGAAUGAACAUUCGCGAUGUACCUUAUUAUCUCCUAAAUUAUUAAUCAAGUGACAAUAAAUUUUACGAAGUGUUUUGUAUAGACAGUUGCUUUUUAAUUUAAAUAGAAAAUGAAAUCUAUGUAUUGCUUUUAAAACUAAAGUUAUUUUUGUA